Molecule: messenger RNA, 1428 nt
Organism: Bactrocera tryoni
Lineage: Eukaryota; Metazoa; Arthropoda; Insecta; Diptera; Tephritidae
Exons: 8
Coding region: 150-1355 (401 amino acids)
Molecular function (GO): serine hydrolase activity
Source: RefSeq, a predicted model, not a curated record
UUAUUUGUUUUAAUAUCAUAGAGUAUUCUGUUCGUGCGACCUGUCGAAGCAAUACCAAUACCGACGAAUCUUUAAGUUAAUUUGUUCUGCGUAAAUUGUUUAUGCAUUUUAUGUAAUACCAGUCAUAGUUUUUGGCCAGAGGUUUCGAAAUGGCUUCUUCAAUACAGUGCGUUACAAGCGCUACCCGUGUUUUGCGAUUACUUACUGUAACGUCAAGUUUAAAUAAAACAAAUUGUUGCAAUGCAAAAAAAUCACUAAAUGCCAGCAUUGCUUUUCCCAUGCAGGCAGAAGGAAGUACAACGGCAUCAAAAGCGCUUGAAUAUGCGUUAACAAACAAUAAAGAAAUUUUGUCUUUGGUUCCAAACUUUGGGCAUUCCACUCUUUUAAAAAGCCGAUUGAAUUACAUUUCGAAACCGAAUUACAGAUACUUUUCAAGUUUACAGAAGACAAACUCGAGUAACAAGUCUGCUAUAAUCACUGAUCAAAAGACAAUGGUGCCUUGGAAUUGUCGUUAUCUUUCAUCCAAAGAGGUCACGAAAAAUAUGACAUUGUUCACUAAUGAACCAUUUAAGGGUGAAGUGGAUCCAAAAACUUUAAAAAUCAAACAGUCUUCUGGGAAUCCACUUGUUUUAAUGAUGGCGUGGCUAAUGGCUAAGCAAAAACAUUUGAAGAAAUAUGCUCAAAUUUACACUGAAAUGGGAUUCGAUGUUAUGAUCGUACAUGUGACGCCAUGGCAACUUCUUUGGCCCGUUAAAGGAACACAAGUUGUAGCUGCAGAUACUCUUAAAUUUUUGGAAAAUAACGGAUCAUAUACGCCAAUUGUUGUUCAUGGCUUUUCUGUGGGCGCUUAUCAACUCGGAGAAGUGAUGUUACAAAUGUCUCGUAAUAAAGAACGAUAUGCAGGAAUAUUAGACAGAAUUGUCUGUCAAAUUUGGGACAGCGCUGCUGAUAUUACAGAAAUCCCUGUUGGAGUGCCGAAGUCGCUUUUUCCUAAAAAUCCACGUAUGCAAAGCGCUUUACGUAAUUACAUCCUUUACCAUAUGAAAACAUUCCAUAAUCAAGCCACUAUCCAUUAUAUGCGAUCCAGUCAAAUGUUUCACUCUACUUUAAUUAAACAACCAGCAUUGUUUUUUGUAUCAGAAAAUGAUAAUAUUGGACCACCAUCGUCGAACCACGCAGUACGUGAAAAUUGGGAACGUGCUAAUAUAAAAUGUACUUUUAAGUGUUGGGAGCAUUCGCAACAUGCAGCACAUUUUAUUAAGCAUCGUGAGGAAUACUUAGGGUGUCUAUUAAAGCAUCUUGAAAGUUCUGGUGCGAUCGACAGUAUCGGCUUAAAAACACGUGCAAAAUUGUAAUUACAAAAUUAAACAAGUGAAAUUAACGAAUUUUAAAAAAUAAAAAUCAAGAUUAAACUUUGAUAAGGACAAA